Molecule: messenger RNA, 4445 nt
Organism: Copidosoma floridanum
Lineage: Eukaryota; Metazoa; Arthropoda; Insecta; Hymenoptera; Encyrtidae
Product: male-specific lethal 1 homolog
Cellular component (GO): MSL complex
Molecular function (GO): chromatin binding
Source: RefSeq, a predicted model, not a curated record
ACUACUGGAAAACUGGAGUGGCGCGGAAAAGUGCAGUAGGAGGUGUGUGAAAAAUGAUUGAGGGGGUUGAAGGUGGAGCUUAAAUUUAUCGGUCAGGGAGUCAAGUGCGUUCGUAACCCGCUGCAAAACGUGCCGUAAAUACCUACUUCUGUAACAACAUUACGCAGCUCCACACAAUGAAACAACCGGUCUAAGGAAAUCCAUGUAUUGACAAACAGCCCAAACUCUCGGGCAAACAGCGAAGAAGAUAAAUAAUAACCGACGCUCAGCGUGUAGUUUCCCGGGCACACACUCUUGUUUGUAUUGUAUCGUUCACGCGAUUCCCUCGAGAGCCGAAAAAAAGCGAAAAGGGUGCACGAAAGAGAGAAGAGAGUCAGCGUCGGAUAUUGUACUCACCUAUAUAUAUUUAAGUACAGUUGAGAAGAAUAAGGAGGAGAGAGAAAAAAAAGUAAUCAGAGCUGUGUAAGCUCCAAUUCGUGUUUUGUGUUGUCAUGUGUGCAUAUACAUAUUGUGCGUGUAUAAAGAAGGUAAUAUAGCAUGUAGUACGCUGGUGCGCGGCAAAAGUGCGCACGUUUAGAAACGGAGCCGAUACAAGGAGAAAAAGGAGGUGGAGCCGGACCGGAUGGCAGCGGCACCGGUGAAGGAGGUGUUGUUGCUGCCGUCGAAACCUCAUCGCCUUGUAAUAUUAGGAAUAAUAAUAUUAUUAGCGCCAGUGGCGGUGAUAAGUCGCUGCAGAGGCGCCGACGAUCCCGUCAAUGGCAGCGGAAGGAGAAGGCCACUCGUAAAGAGCCAAGAGCAAGGGCUCCGAUUAUUUUGACCUGGAGCCGGAGCACGAGGACUCGACCUGUCGACCCGGACCAUCAGCAAUUAACGCCGACGAGCCGAACGCAUCCGGGAAAUAUUGACCGAGUCACUGUUAACGGGUGCAACGGAACUAACGGCUUCGACCUCGCCCACACGCACUUCGGUAAGGUCGGCGACGAGGCGGCGCCGGUGUCCGAGGCUGGAGUGGUCACCUGCAACAUGGUGGCGGCGAUGAACGAGCACCUGUCGUCAUCGUCGGCGACGAACAGCAUACGUUCGACGGCGACGAGCGUAGUCAAGGACAAGCUCAAGGAUCAUCACCCUCAUCAUCAUCAUCAUCAUCACCACCACAACCACAACCUCCAUCAGUCAAAGCACCAACAGGACAAGCUGCAGGAGGUGAGCUUUGCUGGCGAGCAAGAGAACAACAGCGGCAGCGCAGCCAAGAUCGUGGGUAUACUUGGCUACCCGUGCGAUUUCGAUCACAUGUAUGCUAGCAUGACCGACGGCGGAGUGCCUACCACGGCUACCUCUGCCCUAGGUGUCAGUCCAUUGAGAGGUAACGAGGCUCGACAGAACGACCUCACCGAGGUCAAGCAUCUCAAGGAACUGCUACUGCUGCAUCUGGAUCUCAUACAGCAGCAGUCCGAACAAAUUGUCACUAAGGACAAACUGCUCUCUGCCCUCAGACAGGAAAACGAAACGCUAAAGCUGAGGCUGGAGCGUAUGGAUAGGCGAGUUAACCUACAGAAGAUGCGCUCGGACAAUAAUGAGAAUUCGCUGGAUCACAUGGGACCAUGUUCGCCACCAAGUUUGAGUGCUUCUUUGAAUAGUCUUCCUUCGACCAGUGAAAAUAUAAAAAUCACGCAAUCGGACUCUCUUAGCCCACAGUACAGUGAAAGUUUUAAAAUAAGACUAAAUACUAGUGGUGGUGUGACCACAGUGAAACAAGAAUCACCCGAAAAAGUUGAGUGCAAACAAGAGACAAUGGGGGAAUCUUGGGAAAACAAAAAAAAGCGAAAGUCAGAUCCAACGUCUGACACUAAUAUUAGCGUUAGUAAAAGAAAGCGGGGUAUUUCAAGCUCUUCUACAGUGAGCAACGAGACUACUUCCACAACACCAGAAAGCCAUGGCGGCAAAGGGCCCAGUCUUGAGAAUUUCAAAAAAUUAGAAAAGAAAAGCAAAUCUCUAACCAGAAGAGAGUCUUUUCUAACCACGGAAGAGCACUAUUACACAGCCAUUGGGAAUUCAAAUUUUGCAUUAAGUCUCAAAGAUCGGACCGCAUCUGACAGUGCGUCAUCCAACUUGGAAGUUCCUAUGUGGAGGGUAAAAGUUUAUACGAGCUGCUACACAAUGGAGGGAACAGAAAACUUGGAUGACGAGAUUUUUAAUAAAAGGCAUUUAAAGCUAGAAAACGAUGAAAGACGGCGUAAAAGAUGGGACGUCCAGAGGAUAAGAGAACAGAGGCACAUAGAAAAGUUGAAGCAAAGGCAAGAAAGGCAAAGCCAUCACUCUGCUUGUUACAACUUGAAUCAUCCUGGACCGUGUUUAGCUUCUCUAGAAGAUGAGCAAAUAACGACACUGUGGCCAGAGGUUGAGCAAAUACAGAGCAUUCAGGUUGAUACGAUAUUACCUGUUUCGGCAUUUGGAGCCGCCAUUCCUAGUUAUACGGCAAGUGAUUUUACCUUACCUUGGCUGGUCAACUCAAAACUGAAGACCCGACGGCCCAAGCGAUUAAAUAGCAGAAGAAGAAAAUCAUCUAGAAGAUAAUUUUUUUUAAGCAAGUACAAAAGUGAUUUUAACUCAAGCAGAAAAGACUUUUUUUUAUUGUCGUUGACUAUUUUUCUCAACGGCCCAUAGGAUGUGCAUUUUUUAAAGUAAACCCGAGUGCGUUGUAUCCCCCAACUGCAUAUCAUUGGGCACCAAAGACCUCUUUAUAUUUUUUAAACUUUUUUCUAAGUUACGCUUUUCGAAAGACAAAUUGUAGAACGCAAAAAAAAACAAUUAUUUUGAUUUCCUUUAAAAGUUUAUUGGAACGUGUCAUGUGAGACAAUAGGCUGAUAUAUUCUUUUUCUAUUCUUUACGUGUAACCAGUGUUACGUUGUGUUGUUUUAUCCCGUGAUUAUUUUUUGUAUUUGUACAGUACUUUAUAAGAUUUGGUGAAUAAUUGUCUAAUGAAAGAUGAAAAAAAUCAACAAUUAUCAUAUCUUGAUUUUGCUAUGAAAAUGAAAAAUAAACUUUGUAUAAAAUGUAGAGUUAUUUAAAAAAAAUUAAUGUGUAGUGUCUAUUGACAAAUCUUUGUAAAUUCAUCUUCUCUCGUUAAAGAAAAUCACGCCAUUGAUCGUCACAAAAAAACGAAUUAUGCAUAAAACUAGGCCUAUGUUAAAUAAGUAUGUAUUUUACGAUUCCUUUUAUUAACUACAAAUCCACGAACGUAGUUUCAUUUUUCAUCUCAUUAUAUUUUGAUACUACGCGCGAUAGUUUAAAAAAAAAAUUUUUUAUUUAUAUUUUUUAGUCAUGCGCCUACAAAAAACCAUACAUGUAUGCCUACUUAUUCAUCAACAUCAUUUAGCGGCAUUUAUAUACAUAUGCUAGCAUUAACUCAAUUGCCCAUUCUUCAAAAUUGAAUGAGAAUAAAAUCUUUUUUUACUACAAUAAAUUUUUUUUCAAAUUUCAUGCAAUGGAAAAGAAAUCAUAGGUAGAGUCAAGAAAACGUCUUUAAAAAAAAAGAUGAUGAACGAAUAAGCGAGAGCCUUCCAAUGUCUAAUUAAGAGCGUGAAAGAAAAGAACUAAGAAUAGUAUAAUAAACAUUCUGUUAGACAGAAUGCUGUGAUGUUACUGUCAGGAUCGAGUGAACAUGAACGCACGUAGUUAUUUUUUACAAAUUCUGUGUCUUGUUUAGCGGUAACUCGUUUAAUUAAAAAUACGGAAAGACAAAUAUGAUGUGUGUAACAAGUGUGAGCUCUUCAAGCUAGAGAACUUGAUGAACGGCAAGUACACUGUAGUUGCAAUUUCAAUUCGUCAAACAAAAAUAAUACAUUCAUGACACGCUUGAUUCCGAUUUAAUGCUCGUGAAUUUUCUUGCAUAUAAUAUGAAGUACUCGUCAUGUAAGUAUAUUUGUGUGUAUUGUGUGAACCUGAUGUAACUGGUGUAAUUACCAUGUAAUUAACCGUUUUUCAGAGGAAUUGAAAAAAAAAGUUCACUUGAAUGACACGACUUUGAACUAUGAGUGAAGAAGUGUUGAGUGAUAAGCUUAUAAUUUAUUCAAAACACGUUUCGUCGCAAGUACUCGAUUAAUGCGACGAUAAAGCAUCCCCUUUCUCUAUUUCUAGAGACACAUUGCAACACGUUUCGUCGCAAGUACUCGAUUAAUGCGACGAUAAAGCAUCCCCUUUCUCUAUUUCUAGAGACACAUUGUACAUAUACGUGGCAUUUAAAUAUUUCUGACGUUGCAAACAACGCAAAUCCAAAUUUUUUUUCUCAACGGCAAUUGUUAUCUGAAAUAACUGUUAUCAGCGAAUAUCACCCCGUUUACCUUUUUCAGGCAAAAAGAUAUGAAAUCAAUUUUACUUUUAGAUCUGCCUCACUGUACUGUGUAUAUACUGCUGAUUAUAAUAUCUAGAAUUAAAAAGAUAUAUAU